Messenger RNA from Auxenochlorella protothecoides, 663 nucleotides. RefSeq names its product Lysine-specific demethylase 8. Gene Ontology annotation, molecular function: 2-oxoglutarate-dependent dioxygenase activity. The transcript has 3 exons. NCBI's taxonomy places the organism in Eukaryota, Viridiplantae, Chlorophyta, Trebouxiophyceae, Chlorellales, Chlorellaceae. The coding region runs from base 1 to 663 and encodes 220 amino acids. The record is from RefSeq and is a predicted model, not a curated record.
AUGGGCGGCGCCGGCCCUGCGCGGCCUGUGGUCCUGCUGGACGCCAUGGCCGACUGGCCCGCGCUGGAGCGCUGGCGCGACCCGCGCGCCCUGGCGGCGGCGCAUGGCCGGCGCACGGUGCCGGUGGAGACGGGGCGGCACUACCUGGCAGAGGGCUGGGGCACGCGCCUCAUGACCCUGGACUCCUUCGUCGCCGACCACAUCCUGGGCGCGGGCGGGGCGGGGGCCUACCUGGCCCAGCACCCGCUCUUCGACCAGGUGCCGGAGCUGCGCCGCGACAUCCGCGAGCCGGCCUACUGCGUGCUGGGCCGGGGGGAGGACCCCGCCGUGAACGCCUGGUUCGGACCAGCCGGCACGGUGACGCCACUGCACCAGGACCCGGCGCAAAACCUGCUGUGCCAGGUGGUGGGAAGAAAGUACGUCCGACUCUACUCCCCGGCCUGCACCGACGUGCUGGCGCCACACCAGAGUGGCAUGCACACCAACUCCAGCACCAUCGACCUCGAGGACGAGGCGAGCCUGGCCCAGUUCCCCAGCCUGGCAGCUCUGGAGUUUAGCGAGUGGGAGCUGGCGCCGGGCGAGGUGCUCUACAUCCCGCCUCGCUGGUGGCACUUUGUCAAGGCCACCACCGUCAGCUUCUCCGUCAGCUUCUGGUGGGACUGA